Quercus lobata is the source of this 1077-nucleotide messenger RNA. RefSeq names its product probable receptor-like protein kinase At5g18500. Gene Ontology annotation, cellular component: membrane. Lineage: Eukaryota; Viridiplantae; Streptophyta; Magnoliopsida; Fagales; Fagaceae. Gene Ontology annotation, biological process: protein phosphorylation. The coding region runs from base 1 to 1077 and encodes 358 amino acids. The transcript has 6 exons. Gene Ontology annotation, molecular function: protein kinase activity; ATP binding. The record is from RefSeq and is a predicted model, not a curated record.
AUGGAAUUAGGUGUAUGGAUCCUAGUCGGAUUUGGAAGCAUUGUCGGCAUUGUGGUGACAGUAGCUAUUGCUAGUAACAUCUUGACAAAAAGAAGUCCCAAAGCAACCCCAGUACCAAAAAAAGAUGCAUUUAAAGAUAUGUUUCCACAAAAGCUUGCUUGUCCAAAAGUUCCUAUCAAGGAGGAAUAUUCAGCAACAGAUAAUCUGAGUGAACUAAAUUUCAUUGGGGAAGGAACUGCUGGUAUGGUGUAUAAAGGCAUACUAUCAAAUAACCAGCAUGUUGCCAUCAAGCACAUAAUCGAUGAUGGGAAAAUCCAAUCUUUUGUCAGGGAAGUUACAAGCUUAUCACAUGUCAGACACCCAAACCUUGUUGCACUGAUGGGCUGUUGUGUAAUGGAAGAUGAGUGCUUCCUUGUCUAUGAGUUCUGCCCCAAUGGAAACCUCUCAGAGUGGCUUUUUGGGAAAGAUAAGGUCCUGACCUGGAUCCAAAGGCUUGAGGUUGCGAUUGAUAGUGCUAGAGGUCUUUGGUUUCUUCACACAUAUCCAGAAGGCUGCAUUGUACACCGUGAUAUCAAGCCAACAAACAUUCUUCUGGGGGCAAACUUUGAAGCCAAGCUCUCAGACUUUGGAUUGUCUAAGGUCAUUGACAUGGGUGAGAGCUAUGUAAGUUCAGAAGUUAGAGGAACUUAUGGAUAUGUUGAUCCUGAGUACCAAAGCAACCACCGAGUAAAUUCAUCUGCUGAUGUAUACAGCUUUGGUAUGGUAAUUCUACAGAUUGUCUCCGGAAAGAAAGUUAUUAAUUUGAAUCUGAAGAAGCCAAUGCCAUUGAGUAAAAUGGCAAGGGUGCAUAGCAGAAGUGGCAGAUUUGCAGAGUUUUCUGACCCUAAACUUGAUGGGGAGUACUCCACGGAAGCUUUUGAUCUAACACUUAAGCUGGCUCUAUCAUGCACGUCACUUAAGAAAGAAAGACCAUCUAUGGAGCAGGUUGUUGAAAGAUUAAAGGAGACCCUUGAGAUAUCAACAAGGGCAAAAGCCGGUGCUCCUCAAACUACGCCAGAACAGUCUUUCACGUCAUAA